CGGGAAAUCACUAGCAGUUAUCAAACAGGAAUCAUUUUGGUUAUGAGUCUUCAUGUCUGAUACCUAAGUCCUGGGGAAUACACAGUGAGCUUGGAUCUAAUUUACUUCAGUUGGAUUUUUGUUUUGGUAACUGGAUACGGGACACCAUGCUCUGGAAACUUGCAGAUAAUGUUAAAUAUGAAGAUGAAUGUGAGGACAGGCACGAUGGAAGCAAUAAUGGCAACUCAAGACUACCCCAUUUGUCAGCAGUCAGCCAGCACCUAUACAGUCCAGCUCCCCCUCUGUCUCAUUCGGGGGCUUCAGAUUUCCAACCCCCCUAUUUCCCACCUCCAUAUCAACCUUUGCCUUACUCCCAGUCUUCCGACCCUUACGCUCACCUAGGAGACCCAUUCUCCAUUAAUAGCAUCCAUCCCUCUCACUCUAAUCCCAACCAACAGCAGUCAUGGCCCAGCAGACCAAGUCAAGAUCCCACAGGGAUUUCACAUCAUUCCAGAUCUGGUCUAGUUCAUCAUAUACCUUCUCUUGAAGCUGGAACAGCAAGGCUAGGGAGAGAUUCAUACAGAAGACCUGACAUUCUGCUUCAACAUGGACUGGAUUCUUCUAAUCUUUCGGACAAUCUUGGACUUCCAGAUAUUGGCCAGCAGAUGGACGAUGUGAGUAUGGAUGAACAGAAUCUAAUAAUGCACGACCAAACAGUUAUUAAAAAAGGUAAACACAACCUUAAUAUGCCCUAUCAGAAAGAUGGAAUGCUGGGUAUGGCUAUGAAUCCAAAUGAAGUAUUUUGCUCCGUACCAGGAAGACUCUCUCUGUUAAGCUCUACUUCUAAAUACAAGGUGACCGUUUCGGAGGUCCAACGCAGACUUUCUCCUCCAGAAUGUUUAAAUGCUUCUUUACUGGGAGGUGUUUUAAGAAGGGCAAAAUCAAAAAAUGGUGGCAGGUCACUACGUGAAAAACUUGAAAAAAUAGGUUUAAACCUUCCAGCUGGAAGGAGAAAAGCUGCAAAUGUGACUCUUCUUACAUCGUUGGUGGAAGGUGAAGCUGUACAUCUUGCGCGUGACUUUGGCUAUGUAUGCGAGACAGAAUUUCCUUCUAAAGCAGUAGCAGAAUAUUUGAGCAGACCACACAUGGAGCGUAAUGAUAUGGUGAAUCGCAAGAACAUGCUUCUCGCAGCAAAGCAAAUCUGCAAAGAAUUCACAGACCUCCUAACCCAGGACAGAACACCUCUUAUGAACAAUAGACCCAAUCCCAUAUUGGAACCUGGAAUCCAAGGGUGUUUAGCUCACUUCAGCCUCAUAACACAUGGAUUUGGAAGUGCUGCCAUCUGUGCUGCUAUGACCUCCGUCCAAAACUAUCUAAAUGAGUCUUUGAAAAUUGUAGAUAAAAUGUACAUGAACACUGGGGAUCAGAGCCCUGGAGAGAACAACAAAAAUCUUGAGAAAAUGGAUAAGCACAGAAAAUGAACUCUUGGAACUUUUUUUUUAUUUUUAACAAAAAAACAAAACAAAAAAACUUAAUGUUUUUAAAUUUUUGUCCAAUUUUCAAAGGGUUUUUAUGUUUUUGUUCUGAACUUUACUUGCUUCAAAUGGUUUUUCCCUGACACAAACUAUCUGGAUCCUGUAACCAUAGGCCAGGAAUUGGCCUGGGUUUCUAAAAAGCCUUUGUGGUCCUCUUCCCACCACAAUCAUAUCUAAUGGAAGCUGCAUCCCUUCUUCAGCGUUCUUGGAAAGAUGCUAAAUAUAAAUUUUUUUUUUAACUUGCUCACACAUUUCAUGCAAAAUCCUUGAUCAUACUUCGUGCAACCUUCCCAGGAGUUUUGCCAGCAAAUAUCAGAUGCAGAUUUGAAAGAGGAUUUAUUGUGAAUUUUGCCAGAAAUAGUUUUAAUUUGUUUUUAAAACUGACUUUUAUAACCCUUUUUAAUUAAAAAUGUUGGAGGUCUUGUCUAUGCUUCCUUAUAUUUUUCUUUUCCUUAACUGACCAAUUAAGGUAAAGAGAACACAUUUCAAGCUAUCAAACUCAAGGUCAUAUUUAUAAAUAUUUUUUUUUUCUUUUAACAUUUUAUACACUGGUCAAUAAAAGGGGCACUAUUUCUAUAUAAAUUAGCAGUUUAGGGCUGCCAUUUUGUCACAUGGUAGUUUUCUAUUGACUCAUUAAAGGACAUUACUCCACAAAUGUUAAUACUUCUAAAUUAAUGUCUUAGAAAUGUCAAACCCCCUCUCCCCAAAAGAAACUAUCAAUAAAAUUGAUAGGAAACCUAUAUAUUUUUUUUAUAUUUAAUUUCAAUGACCUCUGCUUCGACCUCCUAACAGGUUUUUUUUUGUUUGUUUUUCGUUAUACUUUGUGCCAUACCAAUUAAUAUCAUAUUUAACCCCUUUCAACCUUUUUGUACAUUAAGUAUUUGGAACUGUCAUUUGAAUGUUCUUAACUGUUCACUAGUAUGUGUCUAGUGUGGCUGACAAUGCUCUCCCCCCCCCCCCCCCCCGACCACAAAGCUGUUCAGGGAAAACUGUUUUAUGAAUGUACAUAUUUAUUUAUAUGUAAUUUAAAGGGUUUUGUACAUAAUGGUGAAAACUUUUUAAACCAGAGGUUAUGGGGAAUAUUGAUACAUUUUUAGUCUUGUACACAGGUACAAUUAGGGUAUUUAACAAAUGUGCCACUAAAAUUAUUUUCUUCUUUAACCUUUUACAAAAGAUGUGUGUGCAGAAAUUGUAUUGGUGAUGACAGAAGGUUGGGAUAAAUGAAUAUUGCACCUUUGUGGUAAUUCACAGUUCUUUACUUGUAUAUUUCCCAAUAUGAAUUUGUUGUGUAUAACCCUACAAUAAACAUGUUUAAUAAAAUGA
Molecule: messenger RNA, 2837 nt
Organism: Bombina bombina (fire-bellied toad)
Lineage: Eukaryota; Metazoa; Chordata; Amphibia; Anura; Bombinatoridae
Gene: TFAP2C
Product: transcription factor AP-2 gamma
Exons: 7
Coding region: 147-1460 (437 amino acids)
Biological process (GO): anatomical structure development; regulation of transcription by RNA polymerase II; regulation of cell population proliferation
Cellular component (GO): nucleus
Molecular function (GO): RNA polymerase II transcription regulatory region sequence-specific DNA binding; DNA-binding transcription factor activity, RNA polymerase II-specific
Source: RefSeq, a predicted model, not a curated record